AUGCUUGCUGCCUUUAGACGUCCUCUUCUUUACAGCAGGGGACCGGUGAGUUUGCAAGUUAAUCGACUGCUCAGCGAAGAAAUAUAUGUGGAUCCGGAAAAGAUCAAGCCGCGGCCGUUUAAGGGCCAAGUUGGAAACGCGCCUCGCGAAGAUCCGAUUCUUCAUCAGAUGAUCACCCCGGUGCGUUCGGAUCUACCUGAGUGGACGUACCGCGAAGGAAGACGCCACUUUAUUUGGUGGGACAAGUUUUGGUCCAAGUACUACGUGAGCGGUUUCUUCUGGGGUUACAUGUUCUAUCGUCUGUACUACGACUAUCUGGAAGUACUGAACAGUAACUUUGAAGAAGUGUUCGUGCCGAAGGUCUCGCUGGAACAAAAGCCAGCUUGGUCGCCCUCUUUCUGUGCGACAGAUGCUCACAGCCGAAUCUGGAUUUGA
Soboliphyme baturini is the source of this 435-nucleotide messenger RNA. The record is from the annotation of a GenBank genome assembly. NCBI's taxonomy places the organism in Eukaryota, Metazoa, Nematoda, Enoplea, Dioctophymatida, Soboliphymatidae.